AUGACUUCCUCCUAUCCAGGUAAAAUUUCCAACUGGCUCGAGGCCAAUCAAGCUUUCGUCAAAGACGUGUUCCCCUCGUUGCCUCAGCCAUGGCACAUGGCUCAGCGCCGGCUCCUUGCCAAACAAAGCGGGCAGACGACCUUGGUCUUGACCUGCCUCGACCCCCGGUGCGUGCCGGAAGCGUUCUUCGGCCCCGGGUUUGACGGCGGAGUGAUUCGGAAUGCCGGCGGCCGGGCUACGGACGAUGCGAUCCGUAGCCUGACCGCUUUGCGCGGGUUGGCGGGCCUUAAGAAUGUCGUGGUCAUUCAUCACACUGGCGAUGCAGACUGUGGCGUCAUGCACUUGAAGCCGGAUGAGAUAAUCGAAACAGUGGCAGUGGAAGGAGCAGAGGCAAAGCGCGCGGCCGAGAAGAUCGACUACAAACUAUUCUCCUUCGACGAGUUCGAGGAGUCUAUCAAGGAGGAUGUCCGCCUGCUGAGGAAUGCAAAGUCUCUGGCUGGUGUGAAUGUCUUUGGAUUUAAAUUGGAUACUUUCACUGGGGAAAUUGAGCCGGUCGAGGUUUGA
Molecule: messenger RNA, 564 nt
Organism: Diaporthe amygdali
Lineage: Eukaryota; Fungi; Ascomycota; Sordariomycetes; Diaporthales; Diaporthaceae
Product: carbonic anhydrase
Exons: 3
Coding region: 1-564 (187 amino acids)
Molecular function (GO): carbonate dehydratase activity; zinc ion binding
Source: RefSeq, a predicted model, not a curated record